CUUCAAUACCAUCAUACCUGAACAAUAUCAUAAGUCAAUGGCACGAGGAGCCAUUCCUAGAACCAGUUAGCGCGCAGGGUCAUGUUUGAGUCUCCGCUGCAGCGAAAUCCUCCCAAUCGAAGCGCUGGUCCCCCAAAAGCACCGCGCAUCUACAACUGCUGGACCCUUAGCUGAGGAGCUAAGUUGCCGCCAUGUAUUGGCCCAUUGGAACACCACGCAUCCAUGCUACCAGCAGCAGUCGAGCUCCAGCCUUUAAGCUUGUCGUUUCUCAUGAUGGUCUUACAGGCCCCUCCGAUUCCAGUUUAACGCCAUCGCCUGGUCCUCCAACUUCUCAAUCUCAAGGUCACACCAUUGAUGACCUCGACUCUCAACCCCCACCGACCCCGAUAACACCAGGAAUCCGACCUGUCGAGCACGAUGACUAUACAUCAAGUAGACCGCCGCAAGCUUCUGGAAGUACCGAAACAGAAGGAAUUCCUGUUAAAGAUCCCAUACUGGCGUUGCGAGUUUCACGUUCCGGAAAUCUGUUUGCUGUUAUCACAACAACUUCCAUUACAGUCUGGCAGACCAAACCUGCUGUUAUCCUAGCUGUGGUUAUUCGAUCAGAUUAUUCCCUGGAAACAUACGGCAGAAAUGUCGACCUGUUACUGAGACCUGACGCUGCCAUCCUCGUUAUACAUACAGACCAGGGCUAUCUCAUCACUUACUCCUUGGCUACUGAUCCCGACUCGCGCGUAUACAAACCUCAUUUCGCGAAUUACAGCAAUGUUCAGCGAAGGAGACAGAGCCUCAUCGGAAGCCUCACCGGCCUACCACCAGAGCAAAUAUUAUGGGGCGCUGGCGAAGGCCCAGGGGUUCGCGACCUCAGUGUUCGCUUUAGAAUGGUGAUUAAGGUCGAUGCCGGAAUUGAGAGCGCACUCGCUCUUGACGACGAGCUGAUAGUUGCAACAAGGAAGCCCGCGGCUGUGCAAUGUAUCCGCUGGACACCGGACAGUACGGGCUCACAGACGAGAACCGAGAUAAUUAGUCGAAUGGGAUGGGUCGAGAAGAAGGCAAGCAUCGUUGAGAUGACACAUGAUCGUCCAAUGAACCUCUUGACAUGGAUUACGAGCAGCGGACGAGCAUAUGCGGUCCAGCGCUACAAUCAUCGAGCAGAGAGCAGCCAGGUCGACGACGCGGAUGCUAAGCGACUCUUCAAAGGCCACUGUUUCCAUGUUCCACAAGGCGAACACGAUCACGCCACUGCAGCGGUUAUAAAUGCAAGAUUUUCUCUCAUCGCCAUUGGUUGCUGCGACGGGACAGUACAGGUAUACUCCGUCCGUGACUAUGCAGGCAACAUCCCUCAUUCACAUACCCAUCAAGUCCCUGUGUCAACGGCAUCUUCAGGAGCAUUCACCAGUCUGAGUUACUCACCCGAUGGUUACUGCCUUUUCGCGGGGUUUCAAAAAGGUUGGUCUACCUGGAGUAUGUUUGGUAAGAUUGGAAGUCAUAGUUUUGGAUCUGAAGAGACAACCUCACGCGCCAAUGGAGAAGAAUGGUUAACUGGACUUUCCGGGGCUACUUGGGUAGGGGGCGGCUCCGAAAUCCUGAUGACAGGACGCAAGCAUGAAGCUAUAUGGUCCCUGGAGAUGGCCAAGAAUGCCGUUACCGGGUGUUACAAUGAGGCAAAUGUCUUCCGGACCGUGCUGCAGACUCCUUCAAGUGUGAUGAUCUACAGAGGCUAUGAUGUUCCAGAUCUUACCAGCAUCUCGGCAGAGCCAUUCCUAUGGCAUACGGCAAAGGUUCCUCCCACAUAUCUCUUGAACCAAUGGCCGAUACGGCAGACUGUCAUCUCUCCCGAUGGCCGCUACGUAGCUGUGGCUGGCCGACGGGGACUCGCCCAUUACAGCGUCAAUAGCGGCCGCUGGAAGACAUUCGCCAACGAGGUUAUGGAGAAUGAGUUCCAGGUCAGAGGCGGCAUGUGCUGGCAUCAACACAUUCUUGUUGCUGCAGUAGAAGCCAACAGAAGGUUCGAACUACGACUGUUCUCGCGCGAGACAGCCCUCGAUUCGGCCCAGAUACUGCAUACUCAGACAAUCCCAGCCCCUGUGGUCCUUGUGACCACCUCUGGCGAGGACUCGCUCCUUGUCUACACCUACGAAAACUUACUGUAUCAUUUUAUUUUUACCCCACAUGGCGGCUCUAUACGACUCAUACAAGUAGGCCAGAUUGCGUUUCAUGGCAUUGUCAGAUCUCCAGCUCGAGUGAGGGGACUGAGCUGGAUAUUACCCGAUACGCAGUUGACAGACGGCGACCCUUCUCAGGAUGUUGCCGUUGCCUCGGUGAUAUUUCUUGUCGACGGAAAGCUUGUACUACUCCGGCCGUCCUUAAACGACGAGGGCCAGCUGAAAUAUGACAUGCGUGUCAUCGCACAAAACGUGGAGUACCACGCCAGUGUCCGGGAUCAGCCAUUGCGAAACCUGAACCGACAGCUCGAAGACAACCCCUUACGGGACGGACCGCCAGCACUAAAAGACUCUCUGUGGGUAUUUGACGGAAUGGAGCUCAAGGCCUGGCCAGACAUCAGCCAAGUUCUAGAUGCGGCUGGCGACAAUGGCAAGGAACCGCCAUCUCCAGUCUCUAUUCCCGUCGACUUCUACCCCCUAUCAGUCCUUUUGGAAAAGGGCAUCGUGUUGGGAGUUGAAUCGGAUCUUGUCCAGCGUCGCGAUGUGAACUUCUCGUACUUUCAUUUCGCUAUCAGGACACAUCUCAUACUUCCAGACCUACUGCGGUUUUAUCUAAGGCAAAGCAGAUCAGUUGAAGCCUCGAACCUGGCCCACCAGUACAAAGAGCUUGAGUAUUUUGCGCAUGGGCUUGAGAUAUUGUUACAUCGUGUGUUAGAUGAGGAAGUUGAUACAUCUCCGAAGCCUGUUGAUGCCGUGCUACCUCGCGUUCUAUCACUUUUAUCCUCAUUCAAGGAGUAUCUUGAUAUUGUGCUGCAGUGCACACGCAAGACCGAAGUUCGGCAAUGGAAAACAUUGUUUGCAUACCUCCCGCAGGCACAAGAACUCUUUGAAGAGUCGUUGCAAAGAGGUUCAUUGAAGACAGCAGGUGGGUACUUAAUUAUAUUACAUACACUGGACGAACUGGGGUCAUCAACCGAACAGUCGGUGCGACUUCUGUCUCGCGCCAUGAGGGAAGGCGAUUGGGAAUUGUGUAAAGAACUUGCACGGUUCCUGGCAGCUAUGGAUGAAACUGGUGAAACGUUGCAAGAAGCCAUGAGGAUGGUGGAGGUGUCACUUAAGCAAGAAUCGGGACAAGACAGUAUUGGAAGUCGACUCCAGAUUCCGUCAUCGCGCGUAACAAAUGGAGGAGGGAGUGGCUUGACCAGCGGCGACGAGGACGGGGCCUCGGAAUCAGAUAGACGGUCUGGUAGCGAUGGAGGUAGUGUCGCUUCGACGAUCAGUGCCACCUAA
Messenger RNA from Fusarium verticillioides 7600, 3455 nucleotides. RefSeq lists its product as hypothetical. Gene Ontology annotation, biological process: retrograde transport, endosome to Golgi; intracellular protein transport. Gene Ontology annotation, molecular function: protein binding. NCBI's taxonomy places the organism in Eukaryota, Fungi, Ascomycota, Sordariomycetes, Hypocreales, Nectriaceae. The transcript is spliced from 3 exons. The coding region runs from base 192 to 3455 and encodes 1087 amino acids. Gene Ontology annotation, cellular component: cytosol; Golgi membrane; Ric1-Rgp1 guanyl-nucleotide exchange factor complex. The record is from RefSeq and is a predicted model, not a curated record.